AGGUUUAGCUAGCAGCAACAUAAACAAGAGAAACAUUUGAAGAAAUAAAAUUUCUUACACAUUGUUUGAUCAAAUCUAUUAAAAAGAAAAGGUACUUGAUUCCGGAUUUUGUUCGAUUUGUUAACCUGUUAGUUUACCAGGGAUUUCUGGGGUCUUACUUCAGCACUACAAUGAAUCCAGAAAAGCAGUUGGACUUUUGACCUGACAGGAGCGAGUCUGAGGAGAUUCCUGCUCAGGCUCUCUGGACUGUCGAUGGCCCGUGUCCUUUCCCUGUUCCGGCCUCAGCCUGUUCUGGCUCUCGUGAGCAGGUACAAACCAGCCUCCUGCCAAAUGUCCAUGGACUCACGGGCACGGGACGUCUUCACGGCGGCGGUGGAGGCCGUGCAGCCUGACGCCGUGGUCCGGCAGAGCGUGGAACGCAAAGACGACUCUGUUCUCAUCAGUGGUCGCAAGUUCACUCUGAAACACAACCUGCAUUUGGUUGGUUUUGGGAAAGCGGUUCUGGGAAUGGCUGCUGAGGUGGAGAGGAUGAUGGGGGAUCAUUUAGUGGAUGGCGUGAUAAGCGUGCCUCACGGGAUUCAGCAGACGUUGCGGCAGCAUGGAAAAAGUCAUUUGCUGCCAAAAGAAAAUAGUAAGAUUCAAGUAAUGGAGGGAGCCAAGCACAACCUGCCUGAUGAGGACGCCCUGAGAGCAGCUGAGCAGAUCAAGCAGUUAGCCAAAGGACUGACAGAAAAAGACUUGCUGCUUGUUCUCAUUUCAGGUGGAGGCUCGGCGCUGUUACCUGCACCACUUCCACCAAUCCUGUUGCAAGAGAAGCUGGAUGUUACACGCAGACUUGCAGCUGCUGGAGCAACGAUCCAGGAACUCAACACUGUGCGCCGGGCACUUUCUGUGUUGAAAGGAGGAGGGCUCGCCAAGUAUGCUCACCCUGCACAGGUAGUCGCCCUGAUACUGUCCGACGUGAUCGGCGACCCUCUUGACUUGAUCGCCAGCGGCCCCACGGUGACGAGCGAGGUGUGGCCGGAGGAAAUCCUGUCCAUCCUCGAGCGCUACAAGCUGCUAAGCUGCAUUCCGGCGUCGGUGAAAGACGUCCUUCAGAAGCAGAGUCGUAAAGAGAAAGCUGAGGAAUGGGACGCAUCAGGACACGUUCUUAACGUUGUGAUUGGCUCCAACAGCACAGCUCUCGAGAGAGCGCGCCUUCGCGCUCGGGAUCUGGGCUUCCACCCUGUGGUGCUUUCGCCGGGCGUGUGCGGCGACGUCAGGGCCGUCUCCAGACUUUACGGCCUGCUGACCCGCUUUGCCUGCUCGCCCGAGGAGCCGCCCGCAGAGGUGGCCGCAGAGGUGCUGAGACUGGGGCCGGACGUCGGAGUGCAGAGCUGGGACCUGUGCCGCACUAUGCAGGAACUGGGGGAAAGACGCGCGGGGGGGUCGGGUACCACCUGCUUGUUAGCAGGAGGGGAGCCCACGGUGGAGCUGACGGGGAAAGGUCGAGGAGGUCGGAACCAGGAGCUGGCUCUGCGGUUGGGACUGGAGUGGAGGGGCCUGGCGCUCCCACCAAAUGGUCCCGUGUUUCUGAGCGGCGGCACUGAUGGUCAAGAUGGACCCACUGAGGCGGCGGGGGCCAUCACUGAUGCUGGUCUGUGUGCUGAAGCUCAAGCUCAGGGGCUGGACAUCCAUCAAUUCCUCACCAACAAUGAUUCCUACACUUUUUUUUCCCGCCUUUCGAGCGGAAAGCGUCUGCUAGUACCUGGAUUAACUUGUACAAAUGUUAUGGAUGUACAUGUGCUUCUGUUCCCAUCUGCCUCUAAUAUUAAUAAAGGGUAAUUUUGAAUAGAUAUAGAUGUAAUAAAAAGUUCUUUAUCAAAAUUUA
Oryzias melastigma (Indian medaka) is the source of this 1870-nucleotide messenger RNA. RefSeq names its product glycerate kinase (gene glyctk). NCBI's taxonomy places the organism in Eukaryota, Metazoa, Chordata, Actinopteri, Beloniformes, Adrianichthyidae. Gene Ontology annotation, molecular function: glycerate kinase activity. Gene Ontology annotation, cellular component: cytoplasm. Bases 253 to 1824 code for a protein of 523 amino acids. Gene Ontology annotation, biological process: protein phosphorylation. The transcript is spliced from 5 exons. The record is from RefSeq and is a predicted model, not a curated record.